This is a messenger RNA of Striga asiatica, 591 nucleotides long. NCBI's taxonomy places the organism in Eukaryota, Viridiplantae, Streptophyta, Magnoliopsida, Lamiales, Orobanchaceae. The record is from the annotation of a GenBank genome assembly.
AUGAGCUCGAGCUCAAUUCAUCUAUCAAACGAGUUGCGAAUCGAUUGUGAGCUCACAAUCGACUCAUUACUUUUACCAGCCUCUUCCUCGUCCUCCAUAGUAUCACACAACACCCUCCCUUUAGUCUCCGGCAACCAAAUCACAAACAACCCGCACGCCAAAAUCGUCACCCCAAACACACCGUACGACAAGAACCACUUCCCCCCGUUAGCCGCUGCCGCCACCACCAACGGUCCCAGAAACCCGCCGAGCAAAAUCGCCUCCCUCACCACCGACACGGCCGAGUUUCUCACGCAUGUCGGGAAAAGCUCGAGCACGUACACCAAGAGCACGUCGAAGGCCAUAUUCGCCCCGAAAAACGAAAGCAACUCGAAUCCCAUCUUCAACCACCCGUUGGACCCCACCAAAACCACCCCGACAACGUUGCAAACCCCGCUUAGCACGCACAACCCGAUCAUCAACGCCUUCCUCCUCAUCCUCCCGAUCACGGGAAGUAGGGCUGCAGACGAGAGGAGCCCGAAAACCGCGUUCAUCCCAACACUCAAGUAUAGAUUUUCAGGUAAACUCCCGAGGCCCAACGGCAUCCCGUAG